GCCGAACCCACGACUCGAGUUAUACUCUGUACCGCCUGGGGGAGAGAUUGUCACCCGGGGCGAGGCAAUACGUGGAGACCGGAAGAGCGGACGGACUGGACGUGGGGGGUGACUCCCCCAGCACUCUACACUCCUUCACGGGUCCCCCAAUCCCCCAGGGUGAGGGCACCAGUGUUGCUAGAGCCUUUCUAGACGGAAACCACAGUCUUGUCAGCAUCUUCGCCAGGAUCAACCCCAGCCCCGACUGGUUCGUCGGGGUCGACUCUUUUCAACUCUGCGUAGAAGGCAACUGGGUCGACACCGUCACCGUCGAGCUGGACCCCCUUGACGGAGGCACUGAUAACGGCUUCACCUUUACUGCUGCCAAUUGGCCGACGCAGCCCCAAGGAAUCGCCUAUAGAAUCUCCUCCAGAUAUCCUGCCCAUCCCGCGGGAAGCUUUUACUACCCUAAUCUGCUGCACCUGCCGACAAUCGCAACCCUGACCUUCACAAAGAUGAGGGAGUACACCCUGACCGAAACCUACCACGAGGACGACGUGGUGGAGGUGGAGUUCGUCAGCAAAGAGAACGUCCUCGGGAACAGCCCAACUCCUCGUGGAACGGACCCUAAUCGAGACCUUAACGAGGCCAUUGCCGAGGAGAGGAGGGAAAUGGACUUUCAGAAAUUCAGGUACUGGACUGCAGGAAGUGGACCGCCCGUGACGAAUCCCCCUGAUAACAAGGGCGCCAUGACCGGAAGUGAAGGCUCCAUGGCGAAACAUGGGAGGUUCCUCUCGACACCUCCUUCGCAUCCUUUUACGAGGGUGCCGCAAUACACGAGCGAUACCAAGUCCCGAGGGACGCCCUUCGAGAACAGGGGCAGUUGGUAUCUGCGGAGAAACACGAACCCCAAUCCUGCAGAAGCCUACAGGGUCCAGAUCCUGCAGGACUUCCAGAGGAAGGCGAACGGAACCAACAUGGCGGACGGCGAACGGCUGCACAGGCUGAGGACGAAACACCAUAGGCUACUGCCGAACGGAAAACGCCUGAGAAUUAGACCUCAUCGGGAUUGCAAGGUAGGCGAAUGGGGUCCUUGGAGUGCCUGCAGUCGCACUUGCGGGGUAGGAGAAACCCAAAGGACGAGAAAAGUCACCGUGAAGCCUCGUCGAGGUGGAUCCACCUGUCCACCCCUGAAGGAGACAAAAUGGUGCGGCAGCGUGAGCCCCUGCAACCUGGAGAACGAGAAGCCGAACGAGGACGUCCAUCAAUGGUAGCUCCUGGAAAAGAUCCUGGUUAAGGACAUCAGAAGCUCGAAUUCGAUCCCAAGGAGACGCCGAGGAUCCCCCGAGUCCGAAAUGGCCGAACUCUGCGAUCUUCCGAAAACGGCUCGUCCUUGAAAAGGCUCCAGGGUUGCUCCCGAAAAUUGUACAGAUUAUGCAGUUUAGCUCAGAACUCGAAAGCUCCCCCUGGAAGGGAUGAUUUUCCUGGCGAUUGUUUCCUUUUAUCCCGUUUUUUUGUUCUAGAAGGAAAUUCGAAAGGAACACGGCUCGUCCUUAAAAUGCCGCCAGGGUGGCUCCUGAAAAUGGCAGACAUUUUUUCGGCUCCCAAAAAUGGCAGAAUUUUUCCCGGCUCCUGAAAAUUGUACAGAUUAUGCAAUUUAGCUCAGAACUCGAAAGCUCCCCCUGGAAGGGAUGAUUUUCCUUAAGGGAGAAUCUUUGAUUUUAUGAGAAUUCAUUUUUUUUUUUUUCCAUUUUUGGGAGAGAACUUCGGAAUUUCGAAAAGAGAGUCCCUUCACCUGAUUCACCCUGUACAUAGCUCGGGUUUGGAGUGUAAGAACGAGGAAGAGUUCUCACUAGCUGGAAGUUAACGCACUAAGUCUAGAUUAGCGUAUUUUCUGGAUAAUCUGUAGGAUUUUUGGAUUUUCGACCGAGUCGAAAUAGAAUCCCAUGUUCGUGGUCGGCGGGCCCAGGGAUGUACCAAAGAUACCUAACAAAUGUGUCUAAAGUGUUACUGAUGGAACGUUGCGAUGAUAAGGGACUUUUUGGAAAUAAUUUGCAUAAUUUUUGAGUCGCGGUUGAAUUUCUGAGAGGACCUCAAAUCGAUGAUCGAUGGGUUCGGAGAAAUACCAAAGAUACCAAAGAAAUGUGUCUAAAGUGUCACCAAUGGAACGUUGCGAUGAUAAGGGACUUUUUGGAAAUAAUUUGCAUAAUUUUUAAUUCCCGACUGAAUGUUUGGGAGGACCUCAAAUCGAUGAAAAAUGCCGAUGAUAUUUUCGGAAUGUGUCCAAAACGUUACCAAUGGAACAUCGCGUUGAUAAGGGACUUUCAGCGAAAUUCAAAAUGGCGGGCGAAGCGCGAAAUUCAAAAUGCCGAGUGACAGUCUCAAAGCGUGGGGAGAGACUUUCUCGCUUUAAGUGUUGAUUUUGACAAGUGUAACUCGUGUCAAAAAUUGCCUGUCUGGAAAUCGCAAUGUAAAGGGUCAAAUUAUCAAAUUUGAUUAUCCAAACUCCGAUUAAAAAAGAAAAAUUAUGUACAUCGCUCAAAGAUUUUCGAACAAAAUUUUAUUUUGCUAUUUUUUUGUCUUAAUUGAUUAAUAAUUAAACAGAGAGUGACGUGAAAAUCGAUGAAUCAUUUUUGAUAAUUACUGACGGGAUUAUCCGCGAAUUGACGGGCGAGAACGAGCGCCAUUUUGGAAACGUCCCUUUUUUUUCUUUUUUUUUUUCAUUUCUCGACAUGGAAGUACACAAUGUACACAAUGUACUCUUGUACUUACGACCGAUCGUUGCAAUAACACGUUUGACAAUCCGCUAAAAUUGCGAGUAAUCCGAAAACGCCCGUUAUCAGGACAUGCGCGAUUAUCAUAAGGAUCGCUCAAAAACGGGACGAACACUCGGCCUUUCUGAAAAUCCGAGAAAACCGUAAAAAUUGUUAGAAAAUUAGGCCCCAACCUUGUAAAAAUUCAAACGCUCCUCGUGUAAAUCGGUAAACGUAUUAUCAGGAUCUUAUCAGCCCUCGAAAAAUCGUGCGUUUUAGGAAAAACACUCCUUAUCGUCUUCCAGAUUUUUGCGAAUUUUCGGGACAUUUUUCAAAAGGCUGAUUUCGCCUGUUCCGAGGAUAAAUUUAUUUGCAGAAAAAUUGGGACGCCUAAUGUUCAUGGAUCUCGGAUUUUCUCGACGGAUGAAAAAAAAAAUGAAAAAACAAAAAAAUGGAAUUCAUAAGGACGAAAUCGUAUUUUCGUCCCAGGAGGAUCCGAAAUCGACCGCGCAUGGCUUUUGAAAAAUUUGAGGCGGUUAAUAGAUUUUUACAAAAUAUCAUCGGGUACGUCUUAGAUGAGUGUACUAUAUCUUAGGGAUUAAAGUUUAACGAUAAUAAUUACCGACUAAAGCUUAACUGUAACUCCUUAAUCGUAGGGUCGUGUUGAUUUCAAAUUUGAGAGGCACCGAAAAUUUCUCGAAAUUCGGGAGGAAUUUGGAAAGGCACUCGAUGAAAAUCGUGUAAAAAGAAAAAAAAGAAGUGGUCACUGUUAAUAAACUUUCCGUUUCUCGAAUUUCUUUUUUUUUUUUUCUUCCAGGACUCGAGGCGAGGGUUCAAUUAAUAUGAAGUUUCCCAUAAAAAAGCGAAUGGUGGAAAUUAGUCGACCGUAAUUUAGGAUAUACAGUCAAUUCAGAACGUACAUAUUGUAUAUGAUUGGUCGGUUGCCUUACUUCUUAAGCUUAAGGCCUUACUGUGACCCAAUAGCUUCCCAGAUACUAAUUAUUCAGCAAUUGCACUCUCGAGUUAAUUUUCCAAAUUUUUUUGUUAUAAACUGGCCGUCAUUUUUUUCCCCCAAAAAUCGAGCCGAGACAACUCAAGAAAAUCAACGACCGAUUUUUUACCAAAUGAAAUCCACGAAAUAAAUUACUAGUAAAUUGUUACUCUUGCUUAAAAAAAAUUAAAUCUCUGAAUUAUCAUUUAUCGUGCGAUAUUAAAUCGGACCGAGGAACGAUUUAUAAAUUCCGGAAAAUUGUGGAAAAAAUCGACAGACCAUUCUUCGUUACACUUUUUCGUUUCGCAGAAAUUACCAAAGAAUUUUUAGACGGUUACUCUUUUUUUAUUAUUAUUAUUUAAUAAUUAGGAAAAAUUUAUAAAUGGUUCUGAUUGUUGUCUAAGAGGUUCCAGUCGAUCGAUGACUGACAGGUGUCAAGUUUCGGAUAAUAAAAGUGGACGAUGACGAUUUUGACAGUGACGAUCAGGACGAUUAUGAUAAUUGUAACGACGACGACGAUGAUAAUUAUGUACAAGAUAACUGUGCAUUUUAGAUUUAAGAAAUUAGCACGUAGCUCUGUGUAGCGACUCAUAACAUAUAAGUUUAUAUUACAUAAUAAAAUUUAUCGAGAA
Messenger RNA from Orussus abietinus, 4355 nucleotides. RefSeq lists its product as uncharacterized. The annotation marks the transcript as partial. Gene Ontology annotation, biological process: cell adhesion. The transcript is spliced from 5 exons. Gene Ontology annotation, cellular component: extracellular matrix. Lineage: Eukaryota; Metazoa; Arthropoda; Insecta; Hymenoptera; Orussidae. The record is from RefSeq and is a predicted model, not a curated record.